CUCGGUUGGUGUUGGCACGUAUCGGGGGGAGUCCGUGGCCGUUUUGGGAGAUUAUGGCAGUAUUUUUAGGAUUAUAACAAAUUGUAGUUUUACUGCGGUGCUGUGAGCGAUCAUGAUCGAAAUAUCAUGUGAUCUUCUUGACGGCCCCGUGUUUCUGGCCGGUCAGACACUCCGCUGCACCAUCACCUUGCUCUGUCCUGAGCUAGACAGGCACGCGCCUGCAACUUCCAACUGUGAUGUUUGUGAGAACUUGGCAUGGGUUAGUGCUCAGGUGCAGUGCUUCUGCCAGGUGAACGAGGGCAAGGUGCGUCAGCGGGCGGCGGCCGACCCCGAGCUGGCGGCCGUCUCCAGCACGGCCUACCUGCCGGACCGCGGCGAACGCGGCCGCAUCGUGCUGGCCACCAAGCCCACCAUCCUGGUGUGCGACCUGCGCCUGCGGCCCGGCCAGUCGCGCCGGCUGGACUACCGGCAGGUCCUGCCCACCGACGCCAUACCCUCCUACCUGGGACAGGCCGUCCGCUAUGUGUACAAGGUGACGGUGGGUGCUCAGCGGGUGAACAGCUCGAUCCGGCUGCUGCGUGUGCCGGUGCGCGUGCUGCCGCUGGACGCGCGCGCCGCCCCCCACCACAGCGACACGGACGACAUCUGCCCGUCGAACCCGUUCCUGCCGGUGGGCGACGGCGGCGAGUCGGCGCACGAGGUGACGCUGCAGCUGCUGCAGCACCGCACGGCGCGCCGCGCGCCCAACUACUACAACAUCACUAACCAGCACGGCCGCGUGGUGCGCUUCUGCCUGUUCAAGACGGUCUUCAAGCUGGGCGAGGAGGUGGCGGCCACGCUUGACUUCAGCCAGGCGGACGUGCGGUGCGUGCAGUACUCGGUCACGCUCGAGAGCGUGGAGACCGUGCACGAGCGCCACCAGCAGCGCGCCCACCAGAAGCCCGUGACGCGCGCCUACAACAAGUGCCACGAGGUGUGCCUGAACCUGGAGGAGACGCACGUGAUGCUGCCCGUGCCGCUGCACGUGACGCCCACGUUCCGCUCCGAGCUGGUGGCGCUCGACUGGCGGCUACACUUCGAGUUCGUCACGACGACGGGCGGCGCGACGCCCAUGGCCGCAGCCGCCGACCCGGCCCACCACGCCACGUGGGAGGCGCCGGGCGCGCUGCCGAUCGAGACCAUGGUGUGGGACCUGCCCGUGCAGCUGUGCUCCACCAGCCCCGGCCACGUGGCGCAGGGCCUGCAUAUGGACGUGGUGCACACGGUCAAGGUUUAGCGUGCGCCGCCGGCCGGGGUUCGGCCGCCCUUCGGGACCGCGUCAGGAGACAGCCGCGACCGACAGACCGACACAGCCCGGCCCCACGCGCCAGACGGCGGCGCGGCUGGGACUCCACCCUACCCGCUGAGGAGCGGACGGCCGAUGCAGGACGAGGUGGUUGCGGCAGAUGUGGCGGGGUGCGACGUGUGAUGGACCUGUGCUGUCUCCCACUCCGGGUAUCGGCCCUCCGUUCCACGUCCGGUCCCGUCCCAACGCAGCCGGGUGCCUGGCCGUCGUGACUGCGUGAUACAUUACCGAGGGCCGGCUGUCGUACCUCUCGCUGCUGUUGUCGGCGCUGCAUGCUCGGGUCAGGUCAGACCGGCGAGUCGACUGGAACGGCCGGGCCACGUCUCGGGCCCACGGUCGUGUUCGGUAAGCAUGUCCAACUGUCCAUCGUAGGUAUGGUUGCUCACCUGUGCACUGGUUGGCAACCACCGUGUCAGAAAGCGGCGCGCGCCUGUGGCGCCGGUGUUUUGUUUUAGAGAAUGUUUUGGGCUGUCAUACCUCGUCGACGUACAGCUUCUCAAAUCGUUGGCAAUAAAUAUUUAUGCACAUG
Molecule: messenger RNA, 1874 nt
Organism: Pollicipes pollicipes
Lineage: Eukaryota; Metazoa; Arthropoda; Thecostraca; Pollicipedomorpha; Pollicipedidae
Product: RAB6A-GEF complex partner protein 2
Exons: 5
Coding region: 113-1276 (387 amino acids)
Source: RefSeq, a predicted model, not a curated record